Molecule: messenger RNA, 345 nt
Organism: Adineta ricciae
Lineage: Eukaryota; Metazoa; Rotifera; Eurotatoria; Adinetida; Adinetidae
Source: the annotation of a GenBank genome assembly
AUGCAAUCAUUCAGUGUCUACUGCUUAUUAUUAUGCAGCAUGAUUAUCUUUGCUGCACAUCAAAUCAAUGCAAUGGAAACUACUGAAAAAUUUGAAACUACUUUUCCAUCUGAAAUCACCUCUGAACGUGCUCCGGAAAAGGUUAUGACAUUACGUGAUGUACUUAUUCACAAAACUAGAGGCGCUGCUGCCGCUUCAUCUGUAUCGGACGAUAUUGCUGCUUCUGCUGUUGCCGGUGAUCCAGAUGCGGAAGCAAGUGUUUCCGUGGAAGGUGAAGGAGUCGAUUCCGUUCAAUGUGGUAAUGGUCAAAUUACAAUUGCAAAAGGUACAAUUGCCUGCAAAUAG